AGCGGCGGCGGAAGCGGCCGAGCGCUGCCGGAAGAGGCCGAGCGCAGCCGGAAGGAGCCGAGCGCUGGCGGAAGGAGCCGAAGCGGCGGCGGAAGGAGCCGAAGCGGCGGCGGAGGCAGCCGAGGCGCGGCCGGAAGGAGCCGAAGCGGCGGAGCGGGGCGGGCGAGCGGCGCCACACAAGAUGGCGGACGGGGAGGAGGUGACUCUGGACGGGCGGCCGCUCCAUCUGCUCCGCGUCGCCGACCUCAAGGCGGCCCUGGAGCAGCGCGGCUUGGCCAAGAGCGGCCAGAAGAGCGCCCUGGUCAAGCGGCUCCGCGGGGCGCUGAUGCUCGAGAAUCUCCAGAAGCACUCGACGCCCCACGCCACCUUCCAGCCCAACUCCCAGAUCGGUGAGGAGAUGAGCCAGAACAGCUUCAUCAAGCAGUACCUGGAGAAGCAGCAGGAGCUGCUGCAGCAGCGCCUGGAGCGGGAAGCGCGCGAGGCCGCCGAGCUGGAGGCCUCGGGGAGGAGCUGCCCCGCGUCGCGUGAGGGUGACGACUCGGACGAGGAAGGCGCCCGUCGGCAGGAGCGGCGCUCCGGCAGGGUCCGGCAGGCCCGAGCUGCCAAAGCCCCCGAAAGCGGCCCGGCCAGUGGCCGGGAGGAGCGGGAAACGCCGCCCCGAAGCCGCCGUGGGGCAGCCCGGCCCCCGCUGAAACCUGGCGAGGAGGAGGAGGAGGAGGAAGAAGAUGAGGAAGAAGAAGAGGAGGAAGAGGAGGAGGAGGAGGAAGAGGAAGAAGAAGAAGAGGAGGAGCAGCGAGCGGCUGUGGGGCCAGCCGGCCCCGAAGAGGGGGGCGCCGCCAGCCCCGCCGCCCCCCAAGCGCCGCCGCCCCCCUGCCCGGCCGCGGGGUCCCCGCCGGCCCCCCAGCAAGCAGAGCCGGCGGCCACCGCUGCGGCCGCUGCCACCGCCGCCCCCCCGGGGGUGCCCCCCGCCGCCACCUCCGCCCCCCAGGAUCCGGGCGAUCCCGGCGACCCGUCUCCCCGCCGAGAGCAGCCCGCGGCGGAGGCCGGGGCCUCGCCGUCGCCCCCGCGGCUCACGGAAGGGGCGGCGCCGCCGGCCCCCCACGGCGAGGAGGAGCCGCCGCCGCCGCUGCUCACCAAGGAGCCUCCCGCCGCCACCGCCGCCGCCGAGACGCCGGCGGCCCCGCGGGGCCGUUCGCCCUCGCCGCCCGCCCGCCGCCGCCGCCGCGCUUCCUCGGGCUCCUCCUCGGCCUCCGGCACCUCCGAGUCGGCCUCGCCGCCGCGCCGCCCCUCGCGCUCCCCGUCGGGCUCCCGCUCCAGCAGCGCCGGCAGCAGGAAGGGCGGCCUGGAGGGGCCCCAGGGCCCCGGGGGGGUCGUGUGCCCCCCGCCACAGCCGGACCCGGAGAGCGAGGAGCCGGCGGCGCCCAUGGAGCCGGGCCCCCCCGGGGCGGGCGCCAGCCCCCCACGGCCGCCCCCCGAGCGCCCCACGGACGCCGAGCGCCCGGAGGGCCCGGCCCAGCCCAAGGCCUUCAAGAGGAAGAUCUCCGUGGUCUCGGCCGCCAAGGGGGCGGCGUCGGGCAGCAGCGACACGGAGGGCGGCGGGGGGGGGCGGCGGCGGCGGGGGGGGGGCCGCAAGCGGCGCUGGGGGGCCUCCACCGCCUGCACCCAGAAGCGGCCCUCCAUCAGCAUCACCACCGAGUCCCUCAAGAGCCUGAUCCCGGAGAUGAAGGCGGGCGGCGGGCAGGAGGCCGUGGUGGACCUGCACGCCGACGACGGGCGCCUCUCGGAGGAGGAGGCCGAGCGGCCCGGAGAGCCGCCGGCGCCGGCGCCGUCGUCCUCGUCGUCCUCGUCGUCGGCCCGCGAGCCGCCGCUCAAGAUCUGCCGCACCGUGACCCAGGUGGUGCCGGCCGAGGGGCAGGAGAACGGGCAGGGCGAGGAGGAGGAGGACGACGAGGAGGAGGAGGAGGAGGAGGAGGAGAAGGCGGCCGCGGAGGAGCGGCCCGAGGCGCCGGCGCCGGCCGAGGUGGCCCUGCCCCCCCCCGCUGAGCACGAGGUCAAGAAAGUGACGCUGGGCGAGACGCGGACGCGGCGCUCCAUCAGCCAGCAGCGCCUGGGCGUCUCCGUCACCAUCGACGACCCCGUGCGGGCGGCCCAGGCGCCCUCGCCCCCCCGCGCCGCCCCCACCCCCAUCGUCCACGUCUGCAACCUGGUUCGUCCCUUCACGCUGGGGCAGCUGAAGGAGCUGCUGGGCCGCACGGGGCGGCUGCUCGACGACGGCUUCUGGAUCGACAAGAUCAAGUCGCACUGCUACGUCACGUACGCCUCGGUGGAGGAGGCCCUGUGCACCCGCAACGCUCUGCACGGCGUCAAGUGGCCCCAGUCGAACCCCAAGGUGCUGGCGGCCGAUUUCGCCCAGCAGGAGGAGCUGGACUUCCACCGGGGGCUGGGCCCGGAGCGGGCGGAGGGCGCGUCGGAGGAGGCGGGGCCGCGGGGGGCGGGGCGCGAGGCGGGCGGGGGCGGGGCCGGCGGGGGCCGCGCCCCCCGGGAGGCGGAGCGUGCCCAGUGGGCGGAGCGGGAGCGGGAGAUGGAGCGGCGGGAGCGGACGCGGGCGGAGCGCGAGUGGGACCGCGACAAGGGGCCGCCCCGCUCCCGCUCCCGCUCCCGCUCCCGCUCCGGCUCCGCCCCCCGCGAGCCCCGCCCCCGGCACCGCCCCCCGGACAAGGACCGCCCCCGCUCCCGCGAGCGGCGCCCCGACAAGAAAGAGAAGCCCCCCGAGGAGCCGCCGGCGAAGCUGCUGGACGACCUGUUCCGCAAGACCAAGGCGGCGCCCUGCAUCUAUUGGCUGCCGCUGACCGACACCCAGUUCGUGCAGAAGCAGGCGGAGCGGGCGGCGCGGGCGCGGGAGCGCGAGCGGCGCCGCAAGGAGCAGGAGGAGGAGGAGCAGCGGCAGCGCGGGCGGCAGCCCGAGCGCGACAAGGGCCGCCGCGACGGCGCCCACCACCACCACCACCACCACCACCACCACCACCACCGCCACCACCACCACGCGCCGCCGCCGCAGCCGCCGCCGCCGCCGCCGCCGCACCACCGCGACGGGCACCACCGCGCCGACGGCGCCGACGGUGCCCACCACCACCACCACCACCGCGCCGAUGCCGGCAGUCACCACCGCGAGCGGCCCGCCGCCGCCGCCGCCGCCGCCGCUACCACCGCCGCCGCCGGCACAACCGCCACAACCACCACAACCGCCGCCGGCACAACCGCCGCCACAACCACCGCCGGCACGACCGCCGCCGGCCCCGCGGCGCCCGCCGAGCGCGCCCGCCGCGACGCCAAGCGCCGCAGCCGCAGCCGCAGCCGCAGCACCCCCGUGCGGGACCGGGGCGGCCGGCGGUGAGACCCCCCCCCCUUGCCUCCCUGCCCCCCGAGCCGCCCCACGCCUGUGGGUCGCCGUCUCCUCCUCUUCCUUGUCGUCGUCGUCGUCUCCCCCCGCCACCCUCCUCCCCCCCCCCGCUGCCCCCUGCCCCCGCUCUGCCCCCCGGAACAGGUGGGGGUAAUAAAAUGGCCGCCGGCGUUUCUA
Messenger RNA from Rhea pennata, 3577 nucleotides. RefSeq names its product apoptotic chromatin condensation inducer 1 (gene ACIN1). Gene Ontology annotation, cellular component: precatalytic spliceosome; ASAP complex. NCBI's taxonomy places the organism in Eukaryota, Metazoa, Chordata, Aves, Rheiformes, Rheidae. The record is from RefSeq and is a predicted model, not a curated record. Gene Ontology annotation, molecular function: RNA binding. Gene Ontology annotation, biological process: RNA splicing.